Aspergillus glaucus CBS 516.65 is the source of this 589-nucleotide messenger RNA. RefSeq lists its product as uncharacterized. Bases 55 to 354 code for a protein of 99 amino acids. Gene Ontology annotation, molecular function: zinc ion binding; nucleic acid binding. NCBI's taxonomy places the organism in Eukaryota, Fungi, Ascomycota, Eurotiomycetes, Eurotiales, Aspergillaceae. The record is from RefSeq and is a predicted model, not a curated record. The transcript has a single exon.
AAUCCCGCCAAUUCCGCUUAAUACUGCGAUAAAUCAGAUUCUUAAAGCGUGCCAAUGGGUAUGCAAUCAGCUGCUAUUCUUGAGAAAGAAGUAAGCGAUUUACGUGCUUUGAACGUGAAGCAGAAGCAAAAGCGUACACAGUCUAAAAGGCAGAUACCCCAUGAAGGUGGCCUUCCAGUUCAGGAAGCUGUUGAGCUAAUUGAGGCCCCGAUCGAGGCCCCGAUAGCUCCAGCACCCCCCCAGCCAAGACGGCCUUCACCACCUUUACAGCCACAUAUGAGGGCUUUACCAAAGUGCGGUACCUGUGGAAAUGAAGGACAUAAGAGAAAUGCAUGUCCAGGUAGACCUAGAUAGCUUGUUUUGUUAAUUAAUUAACGUUUUGGUUGGAAUAAAUGCAUUUAAAUACUAUAUAUGGGGGGUUGGUGGCCCACUCGUUUUGUGUGGCCCACUCGCUUGUGAAUUACGUUAGUUAUCCAUCGACCGACGGCUGCCUGAGUUAUCGGGCUGCUUAGGGGCUCGCCGGGGCUAUAACCUUUUGGAGGGUAAAGAUGGUUGAUUGUCUAAGGGGCUAAUCGGUCUGACUGGCUAC